AUGUUGCCUUCAUCUGUGCGCACGGCUUUGGACCUUCAGAAGGCACUGAGCAUGGCGCCCUUCCGCCUCCAGCAAAUUGGAGAUUGCAAGACGAGGGAGCAUCUCUUCAAGAAGAAAUACACAUACGUUGAUAGCGAUGACAGCUACGACUCCAGCGACGAGGAUGAGAGGCCCAGUACCCCGCCCAAACGUGUAUCAGAUCCUAACAAGCCAUAUGUCAGAGAACUCUGCGAGAUCUACAAGGAGCAUGGUUCAGACAGUUGGAACGAUACAAUGGAUGCCCCUUUCCGGCUCACCGUUACUCGCCCUGGAUGCGAAUUCUCCGGAGACAUAAUCCCGAAGUCGGAGGAAGAGGAUGAGGAGGCCAUCGCGGAGCGUCUGAUGAAGUGGUAUGAACAUGGUGCGAUAUCGGGCUUUGGAGACGUUCGCACGCAGGAGACCAAGGUUGAUAAGGACAUCCGAGACGCGCGCGAAAUUCCCGCCUCUGAGUUCACAGUGUCGGACGGCCUCGUCCAGGAAAUCAAGAAGCAAUGGGGCGAGCACUUCAUUCCCAGUGCGGUGCGCGUCGAGCCAUACAAGAUUCACAUCUAUGGCCCAGGCGGGCUGUUCGAGUUUCACAGAGACACUCCCGAGAGGGAUCUUGUCGGGACAUUCUUGGUUGGCCUCGGUGACAACUGCGAAGGUGGUUUAUUGAUCAUUGGCCACGACGAUUAUUACGACCCAUACUCCUAUGGAGUUAAAGCGAAUCCUGGCUCCUGGGCCGCAUUCUAUCCCGACGUUGUGCACUGUGUAAACAAGAUCGAAAAGGGACAUCGGGCAGUGAUCGCAUUCAAGGUCUAUAGGACUGGUGACGCAGCGGCGGAGCGGAUUGGGUUCCAAGCGAGUCCAGAGGCUGCCCUCCCUCAGCAGAAGAUGGGGGACGUGCUAAGCAAAAUGCAGCUACCCUUCGGUGUGCUCCUCGCACACAAGUACUGCAUCGGGACCGUCGAGCUUAAUGGGUUGGACAACAUGCUGCACGCAGCCGCAGAGGUGAUAGCGAUGCGGAGGAAUGCAAAGGUCCACUUCUUGCCCAUACUCACAAAGCUCAAGGGCACCGCGUAUCUCACGGACGACCGCCGGAAUGAUUCCAUCAGCGCAACGGCGCCAGUGUACCCGCUCACCCAGGCGCAUGUCGACGCGCUGCUCGCGAGAAUCGCCGAGGACACAGAGACCUCGGGCGCGUUCGCAGAGUUCAGUGACGACCGGGCGUAUCUGAAAGCACACCAGGAUUCCGCAUACGACGCUAUAAUCCCGGAACCAGAGCAGGACGUCAUCGAGGUCCCAAAUGCGGAGGAGUGGUUGACCGGCUUGAGCGGUGUACCAUUCUAUUCCGUGGACUUCACGAGGAGUACGGUUGUGUGGAAGAAGGGAGGCGAGAGCGGAGCAGAAUACACAGGCAACGAAGCAAAGCCUUGGACAGAAGAUAGCAUCUAUCUUUCGUAUGCUAUGGUGGUGCUCUCAAAUGAUCCUGCUCCUAAGGAUCUUAACAGGAAAAGGGACGAGGAAUAG
Messenger RNA from Sparassis crispa, 1548 nucleotides. RefSeq lists its product as hypothetical. The coding region runs from base 1 to 1548 and encodes 515 amino acids. The record is from RefSeq and is a predicted model, not a curated record. NCBI's taxonomy places the organism in Eukaryota, Fungi, Basidiomycota, Agaricomycetes, Polyporales, Sparassidaceae. The transcript is spliced from 2 exons.